ACGUUCUGAUAGACUCCCAGAAUCCUGUAGUCAACUUGCAAGGUCAGAUUUGUCAGCAAAAUGGCCGGGAGUUUGUCAUUGCUGCGAGCAAGUCUCAGAAACAUUGUGUACGUCCAAAUGCGGCGCUCCUCAGAUCAGUUGGGCGAACUGGGGAAAGGUGCUGGGAAAGGAGGUGGAGGAGGUGGAUCGAUUAGAGAUUCUGGUGGUGCUUUUGGCAAACGGCAAGCUGCAGAAGAGGAAAAAUAUUUUCGGCAAAAAGGGCAGGAGCAACUCUCUGCCCUCAAGAAGCACCAUGAAGAGGAGAUAGACCACCACAAGGAUGAAAUUGAACGUUUGCAAAAGGAGAUAGCACGCCGCAAGCAAAAAAUCAAGGAGCUCAAAGACGACGAUUAAAUUAGUGGAUAGUUGCAUCUCUAUUGUGUGUUUUCUCUGUUUGAGGUUCACUUAAUUCACAAAGAGCUUGUAUGGAUGUAAUAAAUAUAACCCUUGCUAUUAA
Molecule: messenger RNA, 496 nt
Organism: Pelobates fuscus (common spadefoot toad)
Lineage: Eukaryota; Metazoa; Chordata; Amphibia; Anura; Pelobatidae
Gene: ATP5IF1
Product: ATP synthase inhibitory factor subunit 1
Exons: 3
Coding region: 61-393 (110 amino acids)
Biological process (GO): negative regulation of ATP-dependent activity
Cellular component (GO): mitochondrion
Molecular function (GO): ATPase inhibitor activity
Source: RefSeq, a predicted model, not a curated record